Messenger RNA from Cyphomyrmex costatus, 441 nucleotides. RefSeq lists its product as uncharacterized. NCBI's taxonomy places the organism in Eukaryota, Metazoa, Arthropoda, Insecta, Hymenoptera, Formicidae. The record is from RefSeq and is a predicted model, not a curated record. The annotation marks the transcript as partial. The transcript is spliced from 3 exons.
AUGAAUAUUCUUAACGUUGGGCUUCCUGAGUUAGGUAGUUGGUUACAAGUAAAGAUAUUCGAUUGUGAAAACAUGAUGUCGUAUAAAACAUUAAUCAACGACAUUUGGUUCUCUCAUCGAAGCAAUUAUCAAACAUGGCCAAGUAUGAAACUUGUCUUAAUCGGAUUGCAUUUUUUGGAUUACUUCACUUUUGUGCCGCCAAAAGGUAGCUGUGGAUUAGCUACUUAUAUUGAAGCACUCAAAUCCGGACCGUCACAGACAAAAUUGGAAUACCUGAAAAGUGAAAAUCAUCACAUUUUAUCUUUAACGCACUACGACCUGCAGUCCUCGCAGGUUCUUCAUCAAUGGAAUCUAGCUGGAUUAUACGAAGCCACAAGUUGGUUAUCGGAUGUGAUCAAAUUUAAAGCAACCAAGAUUGUACCUAAUGAACAUGUAUUUAAG